GCCUUUAGUUGCAUAUAGGUUGUUUUAAUAAUCUGUAGCAGCUUUUUCUUUCUUUUUAUUUCUCUCUUUCUUUUAUUUAGUGGGUAAUUAUUGGAGAUUAUGUGAGAUAUUGUUACCUUUCCAUGAUUACAUUCAAAUGUUAAUGUUGGAUUUGAAUUGGGUUAGUCAUUGAUGCUAUCUCUGUGACUUUUGAACCAAAAGAAAAGUUCAUAAAAUUGGUUCCACAAAAAAGAGUAAUUUUUUAUCAACUCUAAUCUUUGUCUAGCUGGCCUGACCGUGUGGAUUUUCUCCUAUUUGUUAUGUUGAAUAUAAAUGAUAGUUAGAAACUUAGAAUGAUCAUAUGUGUGCAUUGUGCAUGAUGGUUAAGCACUUGAUGCAUAUAAUCUUUUACUAAUUCAUAAGUUUAUGGAAAGAGAAUGCAGUUAAUUAUGAUCAGAAUGGCUGAGAAAUCAUAGCUUCUCUGCUUGUUUCCACCAAGAGGCAGAUGGGUUCAUGUGGGUUAAUGAGUUGGGGUUAGAAUUACAAAUUGCGACAUAAAUGAAGAUUUAGCACUUAAAAAAAGUUGCCAACUUUUAAAAAGCACCAAUGUGCCCCACUUUUGUUUUUGGCUACACAGACAGGGAGGCCCAUUCUUUUGAUUUCUUUAAGUUUGCUUCUUCAGACAAGGUAUAGUAUCCAUUAAGCUAGGCAUCAGGAUCAUCAACAUCAAACCAUAAAAAAGAAAAGUUGUGCCAAUGGGAUUUUCAUAUAACUUUGUCUUUACAUUUUCUAUGAGAUAUUAUAAAGCUGGGUGAGCUGCUUCCUUUAAGUAAUGCAUUGAGAAGUGUUGGUGUCUUGUUUUUUCGUAGCAGCAAAGCUAUGGAAUCGGAGACUAAGAUUAUGGUUGCUGCUAAUGCUAUAUGUAUGAACCAAAACCAAUGGCUUUAGUGCUUCUAAGACCAGCUUGAGGCGUCAAUAUAUAUGUGCAAAGAAAAUCUUAUAGAAGAAUCAAAAUGUUACCAACAUCUGAAUUAGGUAGAAGCCUGCAUUUGAUCACUCUCACCAAUUAAUUCUUACAGCAUCCAUAGCAAAUAUCCCAACCCCCUUUUGCCCCCGAAAUUAGCUUUAAAGUGGGGAGAAAGCGAAACCCUAGUGAGUGGGACUAUGAACGAGAUUGGUUCUGCAAGAGCAAAACCAUGGAACAUAUAUACAAGUUCAGACUCAAGCCCAUCUCAAGCGGGAAUUGAUCGGCAAGUGCAAUGGAAAAGCUCUGGGACAUCCAUGAAUGCCAUUUCUUUUGGAUUUGUUGCCACAGCUAUCUUGAUAUCUAUGUUUCUUAUCAUGGCCAUCUUUGAACAUUUGUUCAAGCCAAGUCCUUCCUUUUCCACACCUGAAAGCGCAACUCAUGGUUCUCUAGAGUCUGGCACUUUUAAGAAGCAUGGAAUUCCACAAACUGUUUCGACAUCUUAUGCGCCUGAUUUCUCAGUGUUGAUGCCAGGACAGCAGUAUCCUACCUACCUUGCCCAGCCUGCUCCUCUCCCCUCCUGCUCUAGGGAAGGGAUUUGUUGGCCUUCCCAUGAACAUAAAUUGGUACUUCCUUAGGAUAUACAUACUUCCAUUGCGGCAUUAUAAUUACCGGGGCUGUUUGUAUAUCUACAAAAUGGUCAUAUUUCUUCAGUUCCAUACUAAAAUUUUCUA
This is a messenger RNA of Prunus dulcis (almond), 1677 nucleotides long. RefSeq lists its product as uncharacterized. The transcript has 3 exons. Bases 1144 to 1581 code for a protein of 145 amino acids. The record is from RefSeq and is a predicted model, not a curated record. Lineage: Eukaryota; Viridiplantae; Streptophyta; Magnoliopsida; Rosales; Rosaceae.